Molecule: messenger RNA, 1869 nt
Organism: Sorex fumeus (smoky shrew)
Lineage: Eukaryota; Metazoa; Chordata; Mammalia; Eulipotyphla; Soricidae
Product: leukocyte immunoglobulin-like receptor subfamily A member 6
Exons: 14
Coding region: 1-1869 (622 amino acids)
Source: RefSeq, a predicted model, not a curated record
AUGAUCCCUUUCACGGCCCUACUCUGUCUGGGGCUGAGUAUGGGCGCCAGAACCUCCAUGAAGGCAGGGACCCUGCCCAGACCCACCCUCUGGGCUGAGCCAGGCUCUGUGAUCCCCAAGAGGAGCCCCGUGACCCUCUGGUGUCAGGGGUUCCCGGGGGCCCAGCACUUCCAUCUGUUUGGAGAGAAAAAGGUAUUGAACCUGAACAAAACCAUGUCCCCGGGUCCCCAGAACAAGGCCACAUUCACCAUCUCCAGCAUGACGUCAUUUAGGACCGGGAAUUACCGCUGUCAGUAUGAGAGAGGGGGGCUGCGGUCAGAGCUCAGUGAGCCCGUUGAGCUGGUGGCCACAGGAUAUCACAGAAAACCUUCCCUUUCUGUCCUGCCGAGCCCUGUCGUGACCUCAGGGGGGACCGUGACCCUCAGGUGUAUGGCCCGUGAGGGAUUCAAGGCAUUCAUUCUGAUUCAGGAGGGAGAACGCAGGCCCCCACGAACCCUUGAGUCACAGAGGAGCACCAGUAGGCGGGAGCACCAGGCCCUGUUCUUAGUGGGGCCCGUGACCCCCGGCCGCAGCUGGACGUUCAGGUGUUAUGGCUAUUAUGCCUACAAUCCUCAGGAGUGGUCUGAGCCCAGUGACCCCCUGCAGCUCCAAGUUUCAGAACCCUCUGUGGUCACCAGAGCCCUAGCUACAGCACCGAGGCUUCGCAUGGAUCACAGCAGGUCUGAGUGGGGAGACGACAUGACCCCUCUCACUGCCCUGCUCUUUCUAGGGCUGAGUGUGGGUGCCAGGACCCCCGUGCAGGCAGGGACCCUGCCCAGACCCACCCUCUGGGCUGAGCCAGGCUCUGUGAUCCUCAAGAGGAGUCCCGUGACCCUGUGGUGUCAGGGGUUCCCGGGGGCCCAGCACUUCCGUCUGUUAGGAGAGACAAGCGAAUCGAGCCUGGACGAAACCAUGUCCCCGGGUCCCCAGAACAAGGCCACAUUCACCAUCUCCAGCAUGACGACAUUUAACACUGGGAAUUACCGCUGUCAGUAUGAGAGAGGGGGGCUGCGGUCAGAGCUCAGUGAGCCCGUUGAGCUGGUGGCCACAGGAUAUCACGGAAAACCGUCCCUUUCUGCCCUGCCGAGCCCUGUCGUGACCUCAGGGGGGAACGUGACCCUCAGGUGUAUGGCCCCUGAGGCAUUCAAGGCAUUAAUUCUGAUUCAGGAGGGAGAACCCGGGCGCCCACGCACCCUUGAUUUACAGAGGAGCACCAGUGGGCAGGUCCAGGCCUUGUUCUCAGUGGGGCCUGUGACCUCCGGCCGCAGCUGGACGUUCAGAUGUUAUGGCUAUUAUGCCUACAAUCCUCAAGAGUGGUCAGAGCCCAGUGACGCCCUGCAGCUCCGAGUUUCAGGUGAAAAUCCUGCACCCCACCCCUCAGAGCUCAGCCAAAACAAGGCCACAUUCUCCAUCUCCAGCAUGACAACAUUUAACACCGGGAGUUACCGCUGUCAGUAUGAGAGGGGAGAGCUGCGGUCAGAGUUCAGUGAGCCCGUGGAGCUUGUGGUCACAGAACCCUCUGUGGUCACCAGAGUCCCAGCUACAACACCUAGGCUUCGCAUGGGGAGUUACCGCUGUCAGUAUGAGAGGGGGGGGCUGAGGUCAGAGCUCAGCGAGCCCAUGGUGCUGGUGGUCACAGGAACAGCUCCCACUACAAGACCAGCCCAGAACAAGACGAAAUCCAAGCUCGCCCAAACCUCCCUGCCCCGGGACCACACAGUGGAGAAUCUCCUGAGGUUGGGCGCUGCGGGCUUCAUCCUGCUGGUCCUCGGAAUUCUGCUUCUGGAGGCUCAGCACAGUCUGAGGAGACCUGAGGCCGCCAGCCACUGA